UCCGCACGCGUCGGCCGCCCGGCGCGCCCGAGCUCUCGCCUCUAACUACACAUAUCACUGUUUACCUUAGUGUUUUUAUAAGGUUCUGUUGAGCCCUGUUCUAGGCUCGCCGGUUUACCUCAUCAGGACGGUGUGCGCGCCGGCUCUCGCCGCGCGACUGUUCUUCGUCAUGGUGUCGGUGCAAUGUUUGAUGUGCAAUAGAGCCAUUGCAUAAGUGGCUUCACAUGUCACUUGCUACAAGUUGACGGGCAGUGGCCGAGCUGCGACCGCCGUCGUCGCGGUGUCAACAAACUCGUGUCAUUUUGUCAUCGUGACAUCAAUGUCAAUCGAUCUUGGUGGUGUUCAGACGCGCACUGUUUUUUGGCAGACAUGUUGAACUGCAACUAAAAAUCAUGCAAAAUUCAUUGAAAGUAUCUCAGAAAAAUAAAAGCACGUUUCUGUAUCUUGAUCAAAUACAAAAUGUGGCAAUGUUCUUUAAGAAAACAUUUUUGUCCUGAUGAGGUAAACUAGAGAGGGUCCGAGCAGUUUGCACAAAACCUCGCUGAAAAUACAAAGGGACGCGUUUUCCUCCUGCGCUCGUUCGCUUGCCUUUAUAUCAAAAAAUCUUCAUCAUAAAAGCCCUUUGACGUAAUUGAUUAAUAUUUCCUUCCAGCUCAUUUUAUAUAAAUACGGUUGUGAUUCUUUUCCUAAGUUACGAAUAUAUACAUAGUUAUUGUACCAGGAGCAUGUUGUGAAUGUGCUCUCCGCGAUCGAAAUCGAGACUGCGAUGUUGUAGUGUUUUGAUAAACGAACUAUUGUGUAGUCAAUUAUAGUAGUCUAACGUAUACAAGCGUUUUGAUGUUGUUUAUACUGUGACGGUCGUGAUGUCGCACCUACCUCAGCAAGGCUUCGUGCCCGAGAAGAUACAGGAGUACAACCUGCGCGCCAACGCCGACGCCGCGGACUCGCCGCCGCACCAGAAGAUACGGAAUGCACAGGACGGCACGCACAAGAAGGAGCCCAGUCAGAACGGCACCGACAAGCCGCCGGCCGCCACCGAUAAGGCCAGGAUAGAGGAGAAGACGAGGGGUGACGCCGGCGUCCCCGCGCGCCUCGACAACAAGAAUCCUUUUUCGCCCAACUACUACCGCCAUCGGCAGCAGACGGGGCACUUCGAGAUGGGCCCGCGCGGGCUGGACUACUCGCCGCACCGCAUGGGCGCAGAGUUUGCUGGCCGCGUGCGGGAGUUCGGUCCGCAGCGCUUGACCUCCAUCCACGGACACGAGCUAACAGAGGGUCCGGGGCCGGAGCCGUUGAUGCAGCGCGCACACUUCGGCAGCCAGGCGACGGAGGCCGUGUUCCGGCAGGAGUACUUCGGGCCGGCGGGCGCGUCGCCGCCGCGCGCCUCGCGCUUCUCCUCCCAGGAGUACCUGGCGGCGCCGGGCGGCGCGCGCUGGCCCGACCCGCGCGCUGACCCGCGUGCCGAGUACCGCCAGCGCCGCCGCUCGCAGCAAGACCUGCACUCACUCGGACACAGCCCGGAAUCAGGUAUUCUUUGCCCGCGCGACGUCACACAGCCCAUGGCACAUGUUUUUUUACAGAAAUCAUUUACCGAAAUGUGACAAUCGUUUCUGUAAAAUCACUACGAUGUUUUAUAAAAAGCAGAAACGUUGCUACUCGCCUGCCGUCUGAUGUCUGCAGUCUGCUCGGAGCCACAGACUUAAAGAAAAUUAUUAUUCAUGGGCGAAGUUCGCUUCACUUAAUUUUUGUUUAGCAACUUUUAUUUUCUUUUCUGUAUUUGAGAAAUGCUGCAAAUUGUCUUCGGGGAGAAUAAUUCCACGGAAGGCAAAUUAUUUAUUCGAAAACAUAUUACUAUGUUAUACUUUUCUCAGCCAAACAAAGUUUAUAAAUUUAUGUACAUAAAAAAAGUUUCUAGUAACAUUAUUUAAAUUAUUCGUUAUUUAUUUGCUCUUAAAUAUUCCGUGAGGACCGCGGUGUUUAGCUACCAGCUCGUUCUCAUCACAAAACGUUCUCUGUCCAUCUAAUAUCACGCCACGUAGUAUGAUCACCGUUACAAAGAUGUGAUGAUGUAUGGAGAAGCCGCAACAAACAGACACAACGUACCAGUAAAUAUUGUUUUGUUAGCUGUAGCCGUGCGAAGCGGAGAUACUUCUUAAUUAUUUGCUUACUUCAUAGGGAUUUUAGGGCUUUUUAUCAUUGUUUUUUUUUUGUUUUAUAUUCCUAUUAUAUUAACUAGCCACAAGUUGUCAUUAUGGUUGCAUAGCAACUGUUGGGCAACUCUGAACAGGCGCAACAUGCUCCAAAGAGACAGGUUGAAAAUCAGCUCUGCGUGGCAUUGCCCAUUGACACACGCUGAGCCUGCAGCCCAUUUUUUUUUAAAUGUAAAUUGUAUUAGACUCCGUAUACCUGUAAAUAGGUACUCGUAUAUAUUAUGAUGGCAAUAAAGGGGUUUUAAUCUUAUUUCUCUUAUUUUUU
This is a messenger RNA of Papilio polytes (common Mormon), 2475 nucleotides long. RefSeq lists its product as uncharacterized. Bases 864 to 1601 code for a protein of 245 amino acids. The record is from RefSeq and is a predicted model, not a curated record. The transcript has 2 exons. NCBI's taxonomy places the organism in Eukaryota, Metazoa, Arthropoda, Insecta, Lepidoptera, Papilionidae.